Lagopus leucura (white-tailed ptarmigan) is the source of this 7945-nucleotide messenger RNA. RefSeq names its product nuclear receptor coactivator 6 (gene NCOA6). The transcript is spliced from 14 exons. The record is from RefSeq and is a predicted model, not a curated record. Gene Ontology annotation, cellular component: histone methyltransferase complex; transcription regulator complex; nucleus. NCBI's taxonomy places the organism in Eukaryota, Metazoa, Chordata, Aves, Galliformes, Phasianidae. Gene Ontology annotation, biological process: positive regulation of transcription by RNA polymerase II. Bases 240 to 6194 code for a protein of 1984 amino acids.
GAGCGGGCCCGGCGGCGGCGGAGCGGCGGACACCGGCGCCAGGCCAGCUGGAAUACCGCUCCAGUCACAUGUGGAAGGAUUCUGUCAGGAAACCACCAACUCCUGUUUGCUCUGGUGGACAAACAGCUCGGCCGCUGCGAUGGCCGCGCUGCUCGGAGUCGCGCUGUUUGUCCCGCAGGCCCUCGCACAGGGUCACCCGUAUCUUCUGAACGUUUGACUGGCUCCCGCUGUUGGACACAAUGGUUCUGGACGACCUACCAAAGCUGGGAGAUACAUGUGCCUCCUUGUACUCCUCGGCUAUGGAAGACUUAGAGGUGGAUUUGGAUUCAGGACUGGAGGAAGACGAACUGAAACAGGAGGCUGCUCCUGAGGAUUCCACGAUCUUUGUAGCUUUUAAAGGAGAUAUAGAGGAUAGAGACUUUGAACAGAAACUGAGCGUUAUACUGGAGAAUGUACCUGGCCUUCUACAUAUGGAAUCCAACAAGUUAAAGCUGCAGAAAAUAGAGCCUUGGAACAGCGUGCGCGUCACCUUUAACAUACCGCGCGAAGCUGCGGAGCGGCUGCGCAUCCUGGCUCAGAAUAACAACCAACAGCUUCGUGAUCUGGGGAUUCUCUCUGUUCAGAUUGAAGGGGAAGGUGCUAUCAAUUUAGCUCUAGCUCAAAAUAGAAGCCAAGAUGUCCGAAUCAAUGGGCCCCUGGGAGCAAACAACUCAGUACGAAUGGAAACUGGAUUUCCCAUGCAAGGGGGACAAGGUUUGAUAAGAAUGAGCAAUGCUGCAGCUGUUAUGAUGUCCCAGAGUGGAAGCAUGCCAUCCUCUGUGGUGGCAGGUGGUGCUGGUACAGAGCUGCAGCCAAGAACACCUCGACCUUCCUCACAGCCAGAUGCAAUGGACCCACUUUUAUCUGGGUUAAAUAUCCAGCAGCAAAAUCAUCCAUCUGGAUCUUUAGCUCCGCAACUCCAUUCAAUGCAAUCAGUUCCUGUAAACAGGCAAAUGAACUCAGCCAACUUUCAGCAACUACAGCAACAAACACAGUUGCAGACACGUCCUCCCCAGCCACAUCAGCAGCCGCAGCAGGGUAUUCGACCUUCGUUUACUUCACCAGCACAGGUUCCGGUUCCCCCUGGCUGGAACCAGCUUCCUUCAGGAGCACAUCAGCCUCCUCCAACCCAGGGAGCACUAGGUACCUUGACAGUAAACCAGGGUUGGAAAAAGGCCCCUUUACCUGGACAAAUGCAACAGCAACUUCAAGCAAGACCAUCUCUAGCCACAGUACAAACUCCUACUCAUCCUCCACCUCCAUAUCCUUUCGGAAGCCAGCAAGCUUCCCAGGCUCACUCAAACUUUCCCCAAAUGAGCAAUCCUGGCCAGUUUACUGCUCCUCAAAUGAAAAGCCUUCAGGGAGGGCCCUCACGCGUUCCUACACCACUACAACAACCCCACUUGACCAACAAGUCUCCUGCUUCCUCUCCCUCCUCCUUCCAGCAGGGAUCUCCUGCAUCAUCUCCAACAGUUAACCAGACGCAGCAGCAGAUGGGACCAAGGCCUCCCCAAAGUAGCACGCUUCCCCAGGGAUUUCAGCAGACUGUCAGUUCUCCUAGUCGUAAUCCUAUGGUGCAACAGGGGAACGUACCCCCCAACUUCAUGGUGAUGCAGCAGCAGAACCAAGGUCCACAAGGUUUACACCCUGGCUUAGGAGGAAUGCCCAAGCGCCUCCCUCCUGGGUUCCCUGCAGGCCAGGCUAACCAGAGCUUCAUGCAAGGUCAGGUGCCUUCCACAGCACCAGGAACACCAGUGAACAGUGGAGCUCCACAGCUACAAACCAGCCAAAAUGUGCAGCACACAGGUGGCCAAGGAUCUGGGCCUCCUCAAAAUCAGAUGCAAGCACCGCAUGGCCCACCAAAUAUAAUGCAGACCAAUUUAAUGGGACUUCAUGGAAAUAUGAACAACCAGCAGGCUGGUGCUAGCGGAGUGCCACAAGUUAACAUGGGCAACAUACAAGGACAGCCUCAACAAGGACCACAGUCUCAGCUUAUGGGAAUGCAUCAGCAAAUUGUAUCCUCUCAAGGACAGAUGGUAAAUAUUCAGGCUCAGGGAUCGAUGAACCCUCAGAACCAGAUGAUACUUUCUCGAACUCAGCUCAUGCCGCAAGGCCAAAUGAUGGUAACACCACAAAAUCAAAAUCUUGGUCCUUCACCCCAAAGGAUGACCCCACCCAAACAGAUGAUUUCCCAGCAGGGACAACAGAUGAUGUCUACACACAAUCAGAUGAUGGGACCUCAAGGUCAGGUCUUGUUACAGCCAAACUCAAUGAUGGAACAGAUGAUGACCACUCAAAUGCAGGGAAAUAAACAGCCUUUUAAUACGCAAAACCAGUCCAGUGUUAUGUCGGGGCCAGCUCAACUGAUGAGAGGACCAACCCCAAACAUGCAAGGCAACAUGGUGCAGUUCACUGGGCAGAUGAUGGCUCAACAAGGCCCUGUGAAUGGUAACCCUUCUCAGGUUAUGGGAAUACAAGGGCAAGUUUUAAGACCGACUGGGCCUGGCCCCCACAUGUCUCAGCAACUUGGGGAUACUACUACUGCAACAAGUAGUGAUGUGAAUGUGACACAGAUGUUACCUGAUGUUCCUGUGCAGCAGUCUAACAUGGUGCCUUCCCAUAUGCAAGCAAUGCAAGGAGGCAGCAGUGCUUCGGGGAGUCAUUUCUCUGGCCACGGUCUGCCGUUCAAUUCCGGGUUUAGCGGAACGCCAAAUGGGAAUCAGAUUUCCUGUGGACAGAAUCCUGGUUUUCCUGUCAAUAAGGAUGUCACGCUCACAAGCCCGCUCUUGGUGAACCUUCUACAGAGCGAUAUAUCAGCAGGACACUUCGGUGUGAACAACAAAACAAAUAGUCAGAAUGCCAGUAAGCCAAAGAAGAAGAAGCCUCCAAGGAAAAAGAAAACUAAUCAACAACUGGAACAAACAAACUCCUCAGAACCUCGUGCGGGCGGCCUGGAGGAGAGCGAUCAGUCAUCAACGUCCGGAGAUCAGGGAAUCAGCCUAGACAGCUCAGGCCCUAAACUUUCAGACUUUGGCAGCAGGCCACCAGGUUAUCCUUCUCAGCCAGUGGAACAAAGACCACUUCAGCAGAUUCCGCCUCAACUCAUGCCACAUACCCAGCAGCCACAGCAGCUGCAACAGCAGCCACAGCUGCCUCCACAGCAAGCUCAGGCACCACCACAAACACCGCAGCAACAGCAGCAAAUGAUGAUGAUGCUUAUGAUGCAGCAGGACUCCAAAUCAGUCAGGCUUCCCGUACCACAAGGAGUUCAUCCACCUCGAGGGCCUCUGAAUCCAGAUGCCCAAAGAAUGCCCAUGCAGCAGAGUGGUAACAUGCCAGUAAUGGUCAAUCUACAGGGCCCUGGAUCUGUGCCUCUGUCUCCUGAUAAACAGAGAAUUUCCUUGCCAAGCAAUCCUUCUCUGGGAAAUAAUGCAAGAAAAAUGGUUUAUCAAGAUAAUGUGCAGAAUCCUUCCAGCUCGCCUCUGGGAGAAGUUUCAUCAGUAUCCUCCCUUCCAGAAGGAGGUGGAACUGAAGGCACCACAGCAUCAGGAGCUCAGAAUAAUUUGACAUCUCAUUUAGUAGUUUCACAGAACCAAUUAAUGAUGACAGGAGCCAAACCUGGACCAUCCCCACUUUCAACCACCCAAGGCACAAGUCCUCAACAGCAAUCUAAUUCUCUGCCUGGCUCCCUUGCACACCAUUUUCCUAAUGUUGCUACCCCAUCACAAACUUCAAGGCCUAAAACCCCAAACAGAGCAAGCCCAAGGCCAUACUAUCCUCAGACUCCUAAUAACCGCCCGCCUAGCACAGAACCCUCAGAAAUAAGCCUGUCUCCAGAGAGACUCAAUGCUUCUAUAGCUGGUCUUUUCCCUCCCCAAAUUAAUAUUCCUUUACCUCCCAGGCCUAAUCUCAGUAGAGGAUUUGAUCAGCAGGGUCUUAAUCCUACUACUUUGAAGGCCAUUGGACAAGCCCCAUCAAAUCUCACAAUUAACAAUCAGUCUAGUUUUGCUGCUCCACAGUCACAUAAAUUGGAAAGUGUUGUUAAUUCAGGAAAGCAAACAAAUGCUGGAGGAACAAAGAGAGCAAGUCCAAGCAGUAGUCGAAGGUCCAGUCCUGGAUCCAGCAGGAAAACAACACCAAGUCCUGGUAGACAGAAUUCAAAAGCAGCAAAGUUGUCGUUGACUACUCCGCAGAAUCCAUCUCUGUUGCAGAAUGUAGAUGUGCAAAGGAACAUAAUGGUUGGUCCUGCUUCUUUGCCAACACCUGUUACUUCAAGUUUUCAAAAUAGUACCGUGCUAAGUAAUCAGAGUCCUGCAGUUUCUGCACCUGCUAUGACUGGCAUUCCUGAAGACAAUAAAGAGAGCCUCAUUGUUCCUCAAGAUAAUGAAUGUCAAAGUGCACAAAUUGUCCAAGGUAACAAAGACCAGCCCAGCAUUGAACUAAAAGGUAUCCCUACUCCAGAAAUAAAAAUGUUGGUUCCAGAGGAGCAGUCAAAAAAAGAUGGGCAGGCCUUAGACGUGGGUAAGCUUCCAGUUUUGGAGGAAAGUAAAACCAUGGUAUCUCCGGCUAUGAGGGAAGCACCAACUUCUUUAAGCCAACUUCUUGAUAAUUCUGGAGCUCCUAAUGUAACCAUUAAGCCCCCAGGACUGACAGGUCUUGAAAUGGCACCAGUAGUCACCACUGUGGAGGAGAUAAAAAAGGUAGCUGUCAUUCCUCCACUGCAAGAUGCAUCUUCUAGCAAAGAGCCAUCUAAUUCACAUAGUUUCCCUCAAAGUAAUGAGCCCUGUUCAAAUCCAGGGCAUCAGGAACCGGGGGAAAUAAACUCAAAUGUUACGCAGGGUGUUCCCCCAGUAAUGCAAAGGCCUGUCACUUCUUCUAUUUCAGCUCCCUUACCGCCCAACCAGAUAACAGUUUUUGUAACUUCAAACCCCAUUACAUCUUCUGCUAAUACAUCAGCACCGUUGCCAUCUCACUUGCAACCUGCAUUAGUGUCUACUGUUGUCACAAUGCCUAACGUAGGAAACAAAGUUAUGGUUUCUGAGGGACAGUCGGCAGCUCAGUCUAAUGCACGGCCGCAGUUCAUUACACCUGUUUUUAUAAACUCUUCCUCAAUAAUUCAGGUUAUGAAAGGCUCUCAACCAAGUACGAUUCCCACAGCCCCGAUGACAUCCAACUCUAGCCUGAUGCCUCAGUCAGUUGCAGUUGUGGGCCCUUUACAUAUACCACAGAACAUCAAGUUCUCCUCUGCACCUGCUCCUCCUAGCACAUCCUCUAGCAGCCCUGCUCCUAGUAUUCCCACGAGCAGGCCACUCGUUCUUAAUCCCUUGGCACCCCCUGUUCAGCUGCCUUCUCCUGCUACAACUUCUUCAAAUGUUCCUUCACAUCUUCCUGCUCAGCCAGCAAAAGACUCGAGCCCUGAAGAAGCUGCUUCUCAGAGCAGUGGGUCAAAUGACCAGUGCCCCGUUACAGCCACACAGCCUGGACCCGUGGUUUCACCUCUUCUAAGCAGUAGUCCAGGGCCCGGGAACAGACGAAGUCCUGUUUCUUCUAGUAAAGGAAAGGGAAAAGUAGACAAGAUUGGCCAACUCUUGCUGACAAAAGCAUGCAAGAAAGUCACUGGCUCCCUUGAGAAAGGGGAAGAGCAGUACACCUUGGAUGGAGAAACAGAAGGUCAGGGGCUGGAGACCUCAGUCCCAAGCAACUUGGGAACAGAGCAGUCACCAGCAGAACUGGACAAUAAAACUGUGACACCUCCAGUACCCAGUCUUACAAAACAGAGCACUUCUGGGCCUGGCAAUGUGAGCGUUAGCACUGCUGCUGCUGUUUCUGCUUCUGUAUCUCCAAGCUUACCAACAAGCACUCCUCCUACAAGCGCACUGUCAGCUGUAACCACUCCAGCAAUCCCAGAGCUUGCGCCUGCAACACCAAGUACAAACGGCAGUAACCAUGGCAGCUUACCGGCUGAGCAGGCUGGGGGUGGCUUGGUGGAGGACAAAACAGGCACACAUCAGGAACUGCUGCAAAACACAGCAUCCUCUCAACAUUUAACGCAGAAAAAAAGUUCAGUUGCCACAACAGAAAGUACUGUUCAAAGAACAGAACUUGAAACAAAUGCUCCAGUAGUUGCUGGUCAAAGGAUAGAGUUUUUCUACUAAGCUGAAGGUGAGACAGUUGGCACAUGAGAGGAUUCUCCGUAUUUGACUGUCAUUCAGUACAUCCGAUUAUCUCAAGUACAUUUCUGUUUUGAUUUUUCUGUACUGAUGCUUUUUCUGGAAAGAAGAAAAGUGUUCAGAGAGGGGUAAAGUCUGGUGGUGUCUGAUAUUGACGGGGGUCGGCUCCAGCCCCAGGUGGCGUGGUACAUGACACACCUUGGAGGAGCCGUGCAGCAUGCAGAGCACUAGAAAUCCUUUACGUGGGCCAACUUCAGUUCCUUCUGAAACCAGAAAACCAGAGGAGAGUUGUUCCCCACAGAGCAAUCCAAGUUGAUGGAUACUUAUUUGAACUCUUCAGCUGUUUUCUCCAGUAAGCAAACUGCAGCUGAUGGUGCCGUUGGCCGUGCACCUCCAGGUAGCCCUGGAAGCAAUUGGCCGUCGUUGCUUACUGGUUCCCUCCUGGAAGACCAGUCCUGUGACCUGACUGCCCAUACUGAUGACUUGUGGGGAAAUUGCUUUCAAUGUUUACUUUGUACCUGACAAUCCACGUGCUUCCGUUUUCUCCUUUACUCUGUUUACCUGCUUGAGAAUGUGAUUGAUUGUCUUUCCUUAGGUUGGCCAAGUGUGUUUUGUUUCAGCUGUUACUUAAAACUGCAAAUCUCUGUAGUCGUUUCUUUCUCAUAAAGUAGAGCUUCCUCUGAAAUAUCGGCACUGUAGGACCUCUGUAAUGCACAGGCCUGCUUUGUGUUUCCCACCAGUUCUCUGAUUAAGGCAUCCUUUUGUGAAAUCUUGCCAGUAGCAGAAGAAGGGCAUGAAAGGAGUUUUCGUUCUUCUUUUCUAUUAUCAGCAGAUUUAUUUAUUUGCUUAGUCGCUUGCCUUUUAAUUCACAGAAGAUACGUUUAGCUUAAUAUUCAGGAGCUACAUAGUCAUCAGAAAUUGUCUGGCAUUAAUAAUUUAAAGAGAAGCCCAGUUGCUAGGGUGAGUUUGCAGGGCAAAUACUAAUAAAGCAUAAGUGGAGUUUAAUUGCAACACAUUACACUCCAAAUGUUGUCUCGGCAACAAGAACCAUGGAUUUCCACACUGCCUACUGUUUCCACGGCCUAUUACUGUUCCUUAUAACAGAAGUAUGCCAUAAACAUCAGUAAAGUUUUAAAUAAUCUUUACGCUUUCUAUUACGUGAAGAAAUGAUGUAGAUCAGGUAGCAGAGUCCUUUUAGUAGAAACAAGAGCUGGCAAUUAAGGGUUCGUAAUUCCUCCUUAUGUUCACCUGCAAUUUCAACUCUGUAUUCCCAUAUCAUAGCAGUCUCUAAUGUAACUUGUUUGCUUUUCCUAGACUUCAGUAAUGGUGGCACCUGUGGAAAACAGAGCAGACAAUUUAUAAUGCAUCUAAUUUCUUGGUCUUCUAAUGUUGAAAAUAUUCUCUUUGAGGACUUCUCAAUUCUGUAUCCUCUGAUAAUUUUUAAUAGAAAUGGACUAUACUCUGGCUUACUCAGGUCAUUCUUCAUCUGAUAAAACUUCUGGUAUCUCUAGCAUUUCAUACCUUCAGUGCUAAUAGUCUGGAACUGGUACCUGUGUCGGUCCAUCCUUCAGCUUGUCUGAGUUGCAUAGAAAUCCGUAAUUCUUCUUACACUUCAUCAGAAAUAUUUUGUCCCACUUUAUUAGUAAUGAGACAAAAGAGAAUUGUGAAAAGUCUAAAACUCCAAGUAGAAGAAAUUCAAGAACAGAGGAUUCUGCCGCUUCACAGGAAACUGUAGA